AUGACAGAAAGGAAGAGGUUUCCAAAGCUAUCUUCGAUUUUCAGUCAUACACACGAUGUACCGAUUGAGAAGAAGCUGCAUGCACAAUCACGCUCACAAUCACAAUCACAAUCACUUUCUACUCCAUCUCGAACAAGUGGUGGUGUUGGUGUUGGUGCUAGUGUUGGAAGCAGUAGCAACAGAAGCAACAGCCACAACAUCAACAACACCAACAAUACCAAUACUAAUAUCAAAAAUAACAGCAGCAGUGGUAUAACUUCGACAAAACUCAACCACCAGCUGCCGCUGCAUAAUCUUUAUCAUCAUCCUGGACCAUCAUCACUGGCAACGAGACCACUCAGCAAACCGCAACUAAGCAAUGUUCCAUCGAACACCCAGCUACGUAAUCAAAACAUUGAUUCCGUGAGAACUUUAAAUCAACAACAGUCACUGGGCAAUUCACGGAUGGAAAUACCUUUACGAGCACCUUCGCAAGAACCUUCACAAGUACACAGUUCAGCUUUUAAUCCACAGAUUCCAAAUGUUUCCCAAACAUCGCAGUACCAAGGAUUUAACAACCAUUACCAAAACAGCAGCAGUAACGAUAACAGCAACAGCAGCUUGAAUACAACACCGUUGCGAGUUCGAAAUGCAGAAUUUAGCACCCGCACCGACCCGUAUGGAAAAAGCGAAAGAGUUGCGUCAAAUCACGAUACCAACCAUCUUACUCCAAUACUGACCGCAAAUACAACCAUGACGAGUCCAACAUCAAACAGACUACGCCGGAAACCACCAAGUGAUUUAGAGGAAUUUAAUUUUCUCACCAAAUCACUAUCUCCAUCUUCAAAGUUGAGUGAUGGCACCUCAAUACCAGAAAGUUCUAAGCAUACGAGCCAAGGCACGCGUUCGGAGGUUAAUGAGACUACAUUGACUGAUUUGGAAAAUGAAAUAGACAAUUUCUUGCAGCUAGAGAGCUCCAACACAGAUGGCAGUAGUGUAUAUGCACACAGUGAUAGGCGUAGCUCAGAGCUUCCUUCAUUAAAUGGCCACGAAUCUGAACAUGCACAGAAAGUCGCCGACCCGUUUAAUAAUUUUAUGGGCGGAGGAAGAGACUACGGGGCUUUAGAAACUGCACCAUUGAAUUACCAACGAACUUCAGCUGGUGCUUCAGUUCCAGGACUGGCAUCUGGAAAAGCAUCCGGAAUUGCGGCAUCAUCUACACCAUAUCCAUUGACAUCGUUUUUGGACACUUAUUCUGAGAGUGUAACACCAACAGAUUCGGUUGAGAACUCUCCACAAAUGCUUCAGAGAUAUAGGUUGGAGAGUCCCGAACAAAAUCAUAGCAGAACUGAAGCCGCUUUUAGAUCACAAGCCAAUGUGACGAAUGCAUCUAAUGCUGUAAAUGAUUCUUCAUCAUCUUCAAAAUCCUCAAUGUCAUUGCUGUCGCCAACAAAAAUAAUGCGUUCUCAAGAGGUACCCUCUUCAACUUCCAUGAUACCGCAAACGAGCUCACAGACAAUACCCGCCUUACCUAUCCAACCUACGCGUUCUUCAUAUUCAAGGACAUCGUCAUCAUCAAGAACGCAGCAAUCAAAUAGGGCAUCAUCAUUGAUUCAAGCAAACCAAAGCUUACCUCCAGCUGAAAGAACAACGAGUUUACAAUCAACCGUUCCUUCCCUUUAUCAAUCUUCAGAGAGCUUGGUACAAUACCCAUUUAAUAAUACUAGAACAAACUCUAUAGGACGACAAACGUCGCAAACCGCGUUCCAUCGUGCAUCGAGCUCGCUUGGUUCCAUCCGAAGUGCAAACUCUUAUAGAAAUGUUAAUCUUGCUCAAUUGAAACGCACCAUUAGUUUGAAACCAGGCGAGGGGGAACGGUCAAACUAUGUUUUAACAAUUAGACGCAGUGGGGGAACUGCAUUUAACGAAGCUGGUCCUUCGAAAUGGAAGUUACCUGUAGGUAUACUACCUAUUGAUAAAGCAGCUACAAAGGAAAAUUCGAACGGAAAGUAUAAGAAACUUGCUGGCAAUUCCAGCAUCACUCGUAAAAAGUCAAGCGGAGUUGAAUUAAAACAUGGUCAUUUAAAGCCAAGAUUAUUGGCAACCGAGAUCGAUGAAGGUGAUAAUUCCACUUCGCUAAGUGUUCCGAAACCACCUGCACCUACAUUCAAUAGCUCGUCUGCGAAUACGUUGAAGAAUGUUUCGUCGCACACAUCUCUGAGUGCCAAAGCUUCGCGUGGAAAUUCACUAAAGAGAACAACAACAGAUGUAUCACUUUUGACUGGAGACACGCAAAGCUUAGCAAGCACAAAGUCUAGUAGCACCAAGGGACGUACUGAAACCAGCCUCAAACGAUCGGAUUCUGCUGCCUCAAGUAGCUCCUCGGGAAGUUUAAGUAAUAGAAUUACAGGAUACUAUCAACACAGGGCUUACAAGUACGGAGAUGAUUAUGACGAUGACGACGAUGAUGACAACGACGACAAUGAUGAUUAUGAUGAUGCUAAUGAAUUUGGUGUUUUUGAAGAUGGGUUUGAUAUCAAGAACAACUAUAAUGGUAAUAAAAGAAAUUACAAGAACAAUAAAGUGAAGAAUAAUGACGAUGAUGACGAUGAUAAUGCGACUGAAACAAUUCUAGAUGGUGAAGAUCAAAAGAAUGCAAGGACUGCGAUGUUUGACUUUAGUAGUGAUGGCCAUGAGAGCAAGACUGGUCUAGGUAUUAGAACAAGUGAAGAAGAGAAACCAACAAGGUUGGUACUAGCAAACCCCGAUUCCGACAGUGAUUAA
Messenger RNA from Lodderomyces elongisporus, 2763 nucleotides. RefSeq lists its product as uncharacterized. The coding region runs from base 1 to 2763 and encodes 920 amino acids. The transcript has a single exon. Lineage: Eukaryota; Fungi; Ascomycota; Pichiomycetes; Serinales; Debaryomycetaceae. The record is from RefSeq and is a predicted model, not a curated record.